Aphanomyces astaci is the source of this 147-nucleotide messenger RNA. RefSeq lists its product as hypothetical. The transcript has a single exon. The record is from RefSeq and is a predicted model, not a curated record. NCBI's taxonomy places the organism in Eukaryota, Oomycota, Saprolegniomycetes, Saprolegniales, Verrucalvaceae. Bases 1 to 147 code for a protein of 48 amino acids.
AUGGAUUCACACGCCAGAAGCCUGCCAGGUCCAAGCAGACACAAGAACAGCUGGAGAAGGUUCGGCAGGAAUUUGCUCAAGACUUCAACGUCGCGUUCAGUGGCUUCUCCCCAAGCGUCAUCAUCAACGUGGAUGAGACGGGCAUGA